AUGGUCGACACAGAGAGCCUGCGUACAGCGUCUCUGUACAUCAACAACCAACUUCUCUCACGAGGAUUGCUGCGCGACGGCGACACAAUCGACUUUGCCAGCGCAGGAAAAUGUAGCGAGGAUAGCGCAGCCCUUUCGGCGCGCAUCAUUAGCAUUCUGAACGACUUGAUCAUCCGGCGAGAUCGAGAUGCCGAACAUCGAGAGUCUCUUUCCACGGCGAUGAGAGCCCUGCGUGCCGAAAACUUGAAGCUCACAGGCGAUACGACUCGUUUGGCCGAAAGACACGCAGAGGCACAACGCAAAGCCGACAUUGCAACAGCAGCAGAAACCAUGCUGAGGACGCAACUCAAGUCGGCAGAGACCAACGCCAGGGCGCUGAGAGAAGACGUUGCGCGUAUGAAGUCGCUCGUCGCGCAGUCCCGAGCUUCGUGCGCCACAGAAGUCCGCAGGCGCGACCGCCAAAUAGACACCUUGAAGAGACAGCUGGGAGAAGCCGGCCGCUCGCGAGGCUCCAGGGGCAGUCCGGCAGUGACGACGGUCACGGUGACUGGCGAAAUCGGUGCAGAAAAGGACCGUGAGAAUCUGGAACGGGGCUUGGCCGGCCGCGAAUCCGCGCUGCAGAGCGAGACGAAUACAACGCUGUCCAAGUUGGCGCAGCAGCUGGCCGAAGAAAACGACGCACUGCUGCGUGUGAUGCAGCAGGCGAUGGUGCAGCUACGCGACAUGAGCGGGUGCGCGGAGGAUAGCAAGGAGCAAGCCGAGGUCGACAAGAGACCGAGUUGCGACGAUGUAGCGGCGGACUUGGACGUGAUCAUGGGUCAUAUGAGGACGAUAUUGACCAAUCCGUCGUUUGCCCCCAUUGAGGAGGUCAUGGUUAGGGAGGAAGAGAUCAACCGGCUCAAGACGGGUUGGGUGAAGAUGGAAACCCGGUGGAAAGACGCAGUGCACCUGAUGGACGGAUGGCGAAAGAGAAUGGCCGCCAGCGGCAAACCUGUCUGUGACGAGGAACUCCGGAUUGGCCUACGAUUAAGCCCCGUGCGUGUCAACGAUGUUGAGGAAACACGAGGCGCCGGCAUGGGGCUAUCCGUCGUCAAGGAGGAGUCGGACGAACAAACACAAGACUUGAUGCGCUCUCCUUGUCCGGCUGACGAUGAUCGCCGUCAGCUGAUAUUCCAAGUUCCUGGCGACGGGUACGAACCGGCAGUGGAGGACUAUGAAAGCGAAACGACGGACUGUGAAGAAGAUGUUCCAGCCGAUGAGCGUGUCGCGGUCACAGACAACAAUGGCACGUCAAGCGGCACGGGGCCGGGGCCGGAGCCGGAAUUCCAGCAUUCGGAGGACUCCUUGGAAUCCAUACCUCUGCCCAGCCGCCUCAGCUAA
Messenger RNA from Metarhizium album ARSEF 1941, 1380 nucleotides. Its product is annotated as Afadin/alpha-actinin-binding protein. The transcript has 2 exons. Lineage: Eukaryota; Fungi; Ascomycota; Sordariomycetes; Hypocreales; Clavicipitaceae. The record is from RefSeq and is a predicted model, not a curated record. The coding region runs from base 1 to 1380 and encodes 459 amino acids.